AUGGGAAAGGAUGGAAGGUGGUUCGAAAACAGACAGGACACAAUCGGUAGACGUAGAUCCCUUUUCUCAGGACAAAGAGACACCCGGUUGGUCACUGACCUGAGAAGGGACGAACUUAAAAAGCUAACAGAGAUCCUGCACCUAGACAACACAAGAGCGAGACACUCUGAUGAGGUCGUCAAGCGUAUGAUCCACGAGUUGCCAAAGAAUAUGCGCCGUGAUCGCUGGUCAAGAACGAACAAGGAUUUGUGCGAUGCCCAUCAGGGUCUGAAUGCAGAUCUUAUGGCUGAUGUGUUCAAUCUUGUCCAGAGGGAGGUCGGUCACCAUCUUCGCAAGUUUGACGCAUACCCGGACUUGCUGAAGCCUCUCGAUAUAUUGAUUCUGCAGAAACUACAGGCUAUAAAGGGCAUGUGGGAGAAACAUGACCCGAAAGACCAGGCUGUCUCAGAAGCAUGGCAUUAUGAGAUCAGCCGCUGUCAGGGUUGUAUGGUGGCUCGGAUUGCGGGUGACAAGAAUGCAUUGCGCAAUCUUCGAAUAGCCCUGCUCUCUCGCACGCAGACCCGUUUGAAUCAUGCCCCACGAAGACUUAUGAAAUUCGUCGACACCUGUAUUGACCUAUUCCCCGAUGAUGUGGAUGAGCUGUAUGGCACAUCUAGCCAGUUUGCAUACAUCCUGAAGGAUACCCGCAAGGCCUGCAGUAAGGCCUGGUCUAAAGACCCAGCACAUGUGGACUCGAGGCCCCCACAGCGAAGGCACACCGAUCAUGAUCAGAUCGACAAGAUGGACAAUAGUGAAAAAAGCGGAAAGAGUGGAAAGAGUGCACGUAGCCAUAAACCGGCUAGUGAGUAUAACCCGAGGAAGAAGUAUCCCCAGCCACCACCACCAAUCGCAUUAUCCCACCCCACAGAAAGGUAUGGCCCCGAAUCUUCCUCGUCAUCUCAAUUUACUGACACUGACACCGAAGGGCGCAGAAUAUAUCGCCCGACGUCGAGUCCUUCCAAGAAGGCCUCGACAUCAUCGUACCACAUGAAGCGAGAUCGACGCUCAGACCCGAACCCGGAUCGCGUCACUAGAUUCAUGGAUUUCGCCGAUGACAACUACUAA
Penicillium samsonianum is the source of this 1104-nucleotide messenger RNA. RefSeq lists its product as uncharacterized. The record is from RefSeq and is a predicted model, not a curated record. The transcript has a single exon. The coding region runs from base 1 to 1104 and encodes 367 amino acids. Lineage: Eukaryota; Fungi; Ascomycota; Eurotiomycetes; Eurotiales; Aspergillaceae.